This is a messenger RNA of Anopheles coustani, 1203 nucleotides long. RefSeq lists its product as uncharacterized. Gene Ontology annotation, biological process: regulation of Toll signaling pathway; innate immune response; central nervous system formation. Lineage: Eukaryota; Metazoa; Arthropoda; Insecta; Diptera; Culicidae. Gene Ontology annotation, cellular component: extracellular region. Gene Ontology annotation, molecular function: growth factor activity; Toll binding. The record is from RefSeq and is a predicted model, not a curated record. The transcript has 5 exons. Bases 1 to 1203 code for a protein of 400 amino acids.
AUGAAGUACUUAGUGUUUUUGCUACUCUUCGGAUGUCAGGUGCUGAUCAGAGGCGACGACCUGCUGGACUCGGAGGAGCCCCCUGAAGGAUACUAUGCCUUCAUAGAAUCCCCGUCAGCCGUUCCGCCGAAGGUACGCUCGCCGCCCUACACGCACAUCAACAUCGAAUGCAAAGAGGCCACCAAUCCGAAACCGUACGUGUCCGCCAACAACCUGUGCGGCGAUCUGAAUAAGGGCAAGAUCCCGCGCAACCCGAUGAAGCAGAACGUGCUCGGGGAACCGUAUCCAUUCGAGCUGAUCCGCAACCAAACGCUCAAAUUCCUAUCGAAAACGCUACCGGUGCUGAAGGCGGACGAUACGUUACCGAAGGUGACACAGAUCGUUCCCGACGAGCCGGUGGACCAAUUCGACGAUAAUGGCAUUGGACGCCGCAUGGGCAAAGCGAUGCGGGUGGAUGAGGAUCGCCACGAGGAGGAUGCCCGAGCGCCACGCAAGUUUUGUGACGGCGGUGGCGUGUUCUGUGCCCUGUACCGCGCCAUUCAGGGAGAACCAAUCACCAGCAAGCUGGUGGCCGAGAGGCGCGAGGAAGCGGCUGCCUACCCACCUCCCCCACGGUACGAGGGACCACCAACACCCUGCCCGGCCAAGGUCGAGUAUGCGACACCCGUGUUCGCGAAGAAUUACCAGGGAUCCUGGCGCUACGUGGUGCAGAUUCCGUACGAGGGCUAUUUCACGCAAACCGUCGAGGUGACCCGGUGCCUUCAGGCCCGCUGUCACUAUUUGGACGGUGGCUGUCUUUCGUCGCCGCGCUGGGUCAGCUUGCUGGUGGCCGAAAUCUUCUACCCGAACGCGGAGGAAUCGACAACGGCACCGCCAACCACCACCACGGCACCAUCGAUUCAGGAUUUCCAGGCAUACCAGCAGUACCUGCAGAAGCGGGCCGGUCUCCCGACCGACAAUGUGUACGACAGCUCUCUCAGCGGACAGAGCCAGCAACAACAGCAGCAACAGCAGCAGCAGCAAGCACCAGUUGGUGCAGCGGCAACGACGAAACAAAAUCAGCACUGCGAUGGCCACGACGAGAUUGGUUGCUUCCAGGUGCGCCUGUACUACGAUUGGUUCCUGAUACCGGGCUCAUGCAAGUGCUGGCGGCCGGAUUACUUUGCUAAAUACGUACGAAAGCGACCAUCGCCAGAUCUAUAG